AUGAUGUGCCUUGUAAGUCAGAUUGCUCUCUUUCCACCAAUUCAGGAUCCUGCAACGUUUCCUGAGAACUGUAGUGUGUUUCAGGAAUUCAAGCUACCAAUAGUGGCAGCGAAGUGGGCCUGGCUACUGCAGGAACUACCGUCAUUUAUCAUUCCUCUCUGUUAUUUCGGUGCCAGUUUCACGAAUUUGCACAUUAUAAGAGCAAUGACCCUCAGCUUUUUUAUCCUGCAUUAUUUCAACAGGUUGCCGUUUUUGGUUGAACUGUUGGUGAAUGGUAUCGCCUUUGGCACCAUCCACACAGAAUGCUGCUAUUAA
Molecule: messenger RNA, 315 nt
Organism: Gongylonema pulchrum
Lineage: Eukaryota; Metazoa; Nematoda; Chromadorea; Rhabditida; Gongylonematidae
Source: the annotation of a GenBank genome assembly